Molecule: messenger RNA, 744 nt
Organism: Aspergillus melleus
Lineage: Eukaryota; Fungi; Ascomycota; Eurotiomycetes; Eurotiales; Aspergillaceae
Gene: CSM3
Product: Chromosome segregation in meiosis protein 3
Exons: 3
Coding region: 1-744 (247 amino acids)
Biological process (GO): replication fork processing; DNA replication checkpoint signaling; replication fork arrest
Cellular component (GO): replication fork protection complex; nucleus
Molecular function (GO): DNA binding
Source: RefSeq, a predicted model, not a curated record
AUGGAGCACAAAGAUUUCUCUGAGGCUCUGAACGAUCAAUCACCGGUUGAUGUCAAUGAUCUCUUCGACUACGAUGUUGGCCUGGACGAAUUAUUACAACAGCCUCCGCCGAGCUCAAGUGCUAAUGCGCCUAGGCCGUCUUUCACUCCCGAGGCUUCGGGAUUGAAGUUAGGGCUCGAUGAAGAGGUGAAGGUAACCAAGAAAAGGCAACCUGUGGCCAAACUAGACGACAAUCGGCUUUUGUCACAAGCCGGAAUCCCGAAACUACGUCGCACCGCGAAGCAUAGGUUGAAGUUCAAGGGAAAGGGACAUGAGUUCUCUGACGCAGCCCGCCUGCUGAACUUUUACCAGCUCUGGCUUGAUGACCUAUUUCCCCGAGCCAAAUUUGUUGAUGGCCUGGCUAUUAUAGAAAAACUCGGUCAUUCCAAACGCCUGCAGAACAUGCGCAAAGAAUGGAUAGAAGAGGAAAAGCCACGAAUGCAGGCAGAUGCCGAGCAAAUACCCGAGUCGCAUGAUUCACAUCAUCCUGGGAGAGACGAUCAGCAGCCUGGAAGCAACACUCACCACACAUCCCAUGAAACACAAGGAGGAACCGGAGACCACAUGCAUACACCACUUCCCCAACCAACAGACGAUCUCGAUCAACUAUUCAUGCCCUCUCACGACGAUGCCGAACACGUCCCUGGCCAAGAUACCCCCGAUGACGAUGAGCUAGAAGCGUUGUUGAAUGAACAUAAUAUAUAG